CAUGAAAUGUAUGGAACAGCAAAACAGAGCAUGAUUACUCUGUUUUUCCCCCCACCACCUUUUUCCUCCCCUGCCCUACUCUGUUUUCCACACUCCUCCAUCUCCCUCUAUUUUAACCCACUUUCCCCCCAAACCCUCACUUCUCAUUCCUUAACCAUCUAAACUUCCCUUCCCUUCUCUCUUCCACACGUCGCAAAUGUCGCAAAUCUUCUCACCAUCCCCUAAACACUGCGCCAUAGCAAACAACAAACGGUACCUCGCAAACCUCCCCAAACACUUACCAUUCAACAAGAAGCUCAUCUACUUCAUCUCAUCGCUCCUCACCUCGAUCCUCUGCUUCAUCUUCAUCAUUUACUUCACACUCCGCCCUUCCAAGCCCCAAUUCGCCCUCCAGCAGGCCGACGUCUACCAGCUCGUCCUCCUCGCCCCGACCAACCUCCUCAAUUCCUCCAUCCAGCUCACCUUCCUCUCCACCAACCCGAACCAGCGAGUCGGCAUCUACUACGACGAGUUCCAGGUCUAUGCGGCCUACAGGGGUCAGCAGAUCACAGCCGAUACUCCGAUUCCCGGGUUCUACCAGGGACAUCAGGAGACUAAUUUGCUGACGGCUUCUCUGGUUGCAUCCGGGCUGCCUGUUGCGCCGUCGUUUCGCUACGAGGUGGGGCGCGAUCAGGUUGCUGGGAGGAUGGUUUUGAGGUUGAAGGGGAGGGGGAAGCUGAGGUGGAAAGUUGGGAGCUGGGUUUCUGGUGGGUAUAGGUUUAAUGUGGAUUGUGUUGCGGUGAUGCCGUUUGGGGAUUCGAAUUCGCCGUCGUCGGCAUCGUCUUCGGGUCCUCUGAGUUCCAGGCCGCAGGGGACUCGUUGCUCUACUGAUGUUUGAAGUUUCAAUUCAAGUGGUUGAGUGCUUGUUUGUUAAAAAGCAGUUAAAAAGGUGUUUGACAGUUGAAGUAGUGUGUGAUUAGUCUCCUCCUCCUCAUAUGCUCUGCUUCAAGCUCUGUUUUCCUGUGUUGAUCAUGGGUAUGAUUGCUGUAAGGGAAGAUUAAGAUAUAGUGGUUGUUUAGUGACAAAAGGAUUUCUCGGUUUCAUUUUUUUGUGCAUAAUAUAAGGUGAGAGGGGCGAAUGGGUAGCAGAGAGUUGGAGAAGAUAAGAUGAUGGAGGAAGAUAUAAAGGCGGGAAAGUGAACCUUUUCUGUAUUGCUUCUGCUUCUGCUUUUGCUUUGUAUUGAUAUAUAGUAAUAUGAAAGACUGCAAAUUUCUGGGUUCUUGGAUCUUCAGGAUACUGGGAUGAAUAUGCAAAAACAGAGAAAGAGAAGGGAAUAAUUCCAUUCCUGGGAUUCAUCAACCUUUUACUCUGCUUCUGAAAGUUAACUUCUUUAUGCAUCCAGCCAAGAGCAGUAUCUUACAGUUUCCAAGAAUCUUACUGAAUGGAUAAAAAAUCCUAUAAAAUUUCAUCCGAUCAACUGCAAACUGUAACCAACACCGUUAAGACUGCGAGGGAAAUUGGCCAGAGUAGUGACCCAGCUGCUUUCACAAGUGGUUGAGUUAAAGUUUUGCUUUCCAAUUUCCCUUUUUGCUCCAUGAUUGCUCCUUUUUCCAAGUGCCGCUUUUUGAAAGAGCAACAGGUGUUCUUGUUUGUAGCUUUUCACUAUUGCGUGUAGUAACGUCCAGAACACAAAAUUGUUGUUAUAUUAUAGCUAAUCACACAGAAACUGGACUUUUCAGCACCUCUCCAGAUGGAGAGGACAGCACUAAGACAAAAUCUAGCGAGAGUGGAGCUCGUGUUAAGGUCUGCUUUGGCGGAAAGCAGGCCCUGAUGGACGCAAAAGAUAGAUAGAUUGCCCACACAAUUCAAAAGCUGACGAGCUUUUUGGAGAUAUCUCCUACCAGAAGAGUGGAAAAGUAGUUCAUGUUAACUCCCCAACCACCUCAUGGUAAUGGUACAUGGUCAAUAUACACAAAGCUGUCCC
This is a messenger RNA of Linum trigynum, 1963 nucleotides long. Lineage: Eukaryota; Viridiplantae; Streptophyta; Magnoliopsida; Malpighiales; Linaceae. The record is from the annotation of a GenBank genome assembly.